AUGAUACGGAGCGAUUCUUCGUUCAGUCUGCAUGAGAAGCCGGAACACCCGCGGAAAAAUUCCAAUUGGUUGUCGCUUAUUACCUUCUGGUACGCGAUUUCUAUUUUUAGGAAAGGGAAUAAGAAGGAUUUCGACGAAGGGGAUCUGACGAAGCCGUUAGACCAACACAAGUCGUCCAUCCUGGGCGAUAAAUUAACGAAGCUUUGGGGCCUGGAAGUGCAAAGGGCGAAAGAGCACCACGAGAUUCCCAACUUGACCAAAGUCCUAGUUAGGAUGUUUCUGAGAGAUAUACUGUUGCAAGGAACGGCCCUGUUUGUCAUGGAGGUGCCAGUCAGGUUGAGUCAGCCCAUUUUUCUGGGCCUCCUUCUGCGGUAUUUCAACCCCGAGAAUGAAAAAAGCGUAGAGGUACCAGACUCUCCCACCUACAUGAUGCGCAUUUUCAAGUACUGGAGGCACGACCAGAGCCCCAUCCAGCUGGGCGAGGCGUAUUUUUUCGCCUCGGGGAUUAUUUUUUGCAGUUUGGUGAACGUCGCCAUGAUUCAUCCCUGCAUGAUGGCCGUGAUGCACAUAGGCAUGAAAAUGAGGGUGGCUUGUUGCUCCCUCAUCUACCGAAAAACGCUGAGGCUUGACUUGGUCUCGCUGGCCGGGCCUACAGUCGGAAACGUGGUCAAUUUGAUGUCAAACGACGUCAAUCGAUUCGAUCUCUCGGUACUGUACUUCCACUAUUUGUGGAUCGCCCCCUUGCAGAUGAUUUUCUUCCUCUUGAUAAUGUACAAAGAGAUCGAAGUCGCAGCAGUUGUGGGCAUUUCAGCGAUUUUGUGUGUGAUACCACUACAAGGUUUAAAAUUUUCGGGAAAAUCAAAUUGCCAAAUAAUUUUUUUAGCGUGGUUUGGAAACCGCACAUCAAGGUUUCGCCUCAAAACGGGCGCUCGAACGGACGAACGGGUCCGACAAAUGAACGAAAUCAUCCAAGGCAUGCAAGUCAUAAAAAUGUACACUUGGGAGUACGCCUUCGCCCAACAAAUUCACGAAUUGCGAAGUCUUGAGAUACAAGUUUUGAAACAAACUUCCUACAUCCGGGGGGCGAUUUUAUCGUUCAUAAUGUUUACGACCCGCUUGGCUGUUUUUUUAACAGUAGUUGCGAUAGUGUUACGCAAACGCACGAUCACGGCCGAGCGCGUCUUCGUCAUAGCUUCGUUUUACCAAAUUCUGCGCCAAACAAUGACCCUGUUCUUCCCCUACGCCAUCGCACAAAUCGCCGAAACAAACGUUGCCAUAACCAGGAUCAAAAAAUUCCUACUAAAUGAUGAGACAAAAGUUGGCGCGAUCACAACCAAUCACAAAUUGCGCAAAACUUCUAGUGACAGUGGGGAUUCCCCGAAGGUGUCCUUGACCCACGUUUCGGCCAAAAUCGAGGACGAGGUGUGUCUCCACAACGUCUCCUUGACCAUUGAAGGAAGCCAAUUAACUGCGGUUAUUGGCAAAGUUGGGUCGGGUAAAAGCUCGCUCCUGAAUGCGAUUUUAGGGGAAUUGGAGCCGUGUCUCGGAAAGGUCCAAGUGAAAGGGUCGGUGUCGUAUGCAUCACAAGAGCCGUGGCUUUUUGCAGGGUCGGUCCGCCAGAAUAUUUUAUUCGGGCAUGAGUUCGACCGCGAGAGGUAUUUCGAAGUAAUCCGGGCCUGUGCUCUAGUCCGCGAUUUUCAACUGUUGCCCGACGGUGACCAGACCAUUGUUGGGGAAAAAGGGGCGUCGUUAAGUGGGGGGCAAAGGGCGCGUAUUAAUUUAGCACGUGCCGUUUACAAAAACGCCGAUAUUUAUCUACUGGACGAUCCUUUAUCGGCUGUGGACACCCAUGUCGGAAAGCAACUUUUCGAUAAAUGCAUCACGGGUUUCCUUGCCGAUAAGAUCGUGAUUUUGGUCACGCACCAGUUGCAAUUUUUGAGCGAAGUUGAGAACGUCGUGCUGAUGCACGACGGGAAGGUUGAAGCGCAAGGUUCGUACCAGUUUCUGGGCAAUACGGGCCUGGACUUUGCCGAAUUUCUCAAAAACCAACUGGCGGUGGAUGCAGAAGGUGAGCAGGGGCAAAGUGCGACCAAAAUCGAGACCAUCAUGAAAGAUUUGCACAUACAGAGCACGCUCACCAUUAAUGUGAUUGACAAGGAAGGGGAAAGGUAUGCACCCAAGCCGGUGGCCGAAUUAAGAACCCAAGGCUCGGUGGAGUGCUACAUUUACAAGCAAUAUUUCAAAGCUGGCGGCAAAUGUUGGGUCAUAUUUGGCGUGGUUGCGCUGUUUUUAGGAGCGCAAUUUUUUGCCAGCACUGGCGAUUUUUUCCUAGCAUCUUGGGUGGACGUUGAAGAAAUUCGCUCGCGCAACGAAAACGUCCACAAUAGCACUUUAAUCCUCCGCACUUUGGACACGGAUUCAUCAAUUGCCAUCUACUCGGUCAUAAUAAUUCUCACAAUGGUGGUAGCACUGGUCCGUUCAUUUGUGUUUUUCACCGUGUGUAUGCGCGCCAGUAUCAAUUUGCACGACCGCAUGUUUCAGAGUAUAAUAACAGCAUCGAUGCAAUUCUUCAACACUAACACUUCGGGCCGGAUUCUGAACCGAUUUUCCAAAGAUUUGGGCGCUAUUGAUGAAUUAUUGCCGAACGCGAUGAUCGAUUGUUCGCAAAUUAUGUUGAAUUUGCUCGGAGCGGCUGUGGUUGUAACGAUGGUCAAUUAUUAUCUUAUCAUUCCGACACUCGUAAUUUGUGUGGUUUUUUUCUUCAUACGGCGGUUCUAUAUCAAGACGAGUCGCAGUGUUAAACGACUGGAAGGGAUAAGCAGAAGUCCGGUUUUUGCACAUUUGAAUGCCUCAAUGCAAGGAUUGACGACGGUGCGAUCAAAUAAUGCCGAAGAAAUUCUGACUAAGGAAUUUGAUAAGUUGCAAGACGACCAUUCAAGUGCUUGGUUCAUGUUUAUUGCAUGUGCCAGAGCUUUUGGCUAUUGGUUAGACCUGAUUUGUGCGUUCUACAUCGCAAUUAUUGCUUACAGUUUUCUUAUUUUUGACAACACCGGAAGCAAUGUGGGUUUGGCUAUAACCCAGGCGAUCGGUUUAACCGGCCUGUUCCAGUGGGGCAUGAAACAGUCAGCUGAACUCGAAAAUCAAAUGACCUCAGUCGAAAGAGUCCUAGAGUACAUAAAUCGAGUAGAACAUGAGCCGGACUUGAAAUCUAAGCCUGACAAAGAGCCUCCCUCGGAUUGGCCACAAGAAGGCCGAAUCGAAUUCCAAAACCUCGUCCUGAAGUACAAACCCAAUGACCCUCCUGUCUUAAAAAACUUAAAUUUCCAAAUCAACCCUCGAGAGAAGAUUGGGAUCGUAGGAAGGACCGGUGCGGGGAAGUCCUCAAUGAUUUCGGCCCUCUUCCGAUUGGCUUACUUCGACGGUGCCGUAUUGGUCGACGGAGUCGACACGAACGAGAUCGGGUUGCACGAUCUUCGACGGAAAAUAUCGAUCAUACCGCAAGAACCGGUCCUGUUCUCCGGAUCCUUACGAUAUAACAUGGAUCCGUUUCAUAAUUACGAGGACGAGGACAUCGUCAAUGCUUUGAUUGUUGUUGAAAGUAAAGCUGCUCUUUCAGAGGGCGUCGAUUGUUUAAAGCAUCACGUGUCUGAGGGCGGUAUUAACAUCAGCGUGGGCGAACGCCAACUCAUUUGUCUUGCCAGAGCCGUCUUACGAAAUAAUAAAAUUCUGGUGCUGGACGAAGCCACAGCCAAUGUUGACCCACAAACCGAUAAGUUCAUCCAAACUACGAUUCGUCAAAAAUUCGCCACUUGUACGGUGCUAACAAUUGCGCAUCGCCUGCACACUAUCAUGGACUCAGACCGGGUUCUGGUCAUGGAUGCGGGAAAUGCGGUCGAGUUCGACCACCCCCACAUCUUGUUACAAAAUCGUUUCGGUUUCUUAACAUCGAUGGUGGAAAAGACGGGCAAAGCAAUGGCGAGAAACCUCAAAGACAUUGCGAAAGAGAAUUACGAAUUAAAACAAAAAAGACGCGACGACGGUGCACAAUAUCAAUAAUUGUUAAGUUUUUAAAAAAUAAUAAAGUAAGCCUUGGAUUA
Molecule: messenger RNA, 4097 nt
Organism: Tribolium castaneum (red flour beetle)
Lineage: Eukaryota; Metazoa; Arthropoda; Insecta; Coleoptera; Tenebrionidae
Product: probable multidrug resistance-associated protein lethal(2)03659
Exons: 12
Coding region: 1-4056 (1351 amino acids)
Biological process (GO): transmembrane transport
Cellular component (GO): membrane
Molecular function (GO): ATP hydrolysis activity; ABC-type transporter activity; ATP binding
Source: RefSeq, a predicted model, not a curated record